AUGGGUUCCAACCAGUCAACAGAAUUUACUAUUCCUUCAGCAUCACAGGCUGAUUCCUGUCGUCUUGUUCUCAUUUGGUUAGAUUCGACGCUUGAUGAACAUAACGAAGCACAGCAAACUAACAUCACUCAUCUACGGCGUAUUAUAAAUACCAUUCAUCUCUUCACAAACGUGGAUCAAUGUCAUCAUUUUCUAGCAGGAUUGCACAAUGAAAAAGUGUUUCUUAUUGUUUCGGCUACACUCGGCCGAACGAGCAUUUCGAUCUUUCAUGGAAUGUCGCAACUCGAUUCGAUUUACAUUUGUUGUAACAUCAAAUGUAUCCAUCAACAAUGGAUUAAGCGAUUCCCAAAAAUCAAAGCAGUUGAGACAACGAUUCCAGACCUAUGUAGGCCGUUAAAACAAACAGCACAAAAUUACGACGAGAACUUCAUUCCGAUCAGUUUCGUCACAACACAAGAGCCUAUAAAUCAACUCGAUCCGUCGUUCAUGUAUACACAAAUUUUGAAAGAAAUUCUCUUUGAAAUCACUUAUGACCGACGUUCAGUGAAGGAUUUCGCAUCUUAUUGUCGUGAUUUAUAUGCAAAUAACCCUCACGAAUUGAGGAAUAUCAGUAAAUUUGAACGAGAAUACUAUGGCCAAUCAGUUAUACGGUGGUAUACGUAUGAUUCUUGCGUUUAUUCGAUACUUAAUCGAUCAUUACGCAAUCUGGAAGUUGAAACAAUCAUUCGAAUGGGCUUUUUCAUUCAUGAUCUUCAUAUGAAAAUUGGACAUUUAUAUAAAAAACAAUUUCUUAAGCGAUGCCGAAAGAUUAGGCCAUUCGUAGUCUAUCGCGGUCAAAAAUUACCACGACCUGAUUUUGAUAAAUUAAUGAAAACUAAAGGUGGCUUACUAUCAUUCAAUAACUUCUUAUCAACAUCGAAGAAACGCGAUGUCGCAUUAUCGUUCGCACGUCAUGCUGUACGGGCAGAUCCAAAUUCGAGUGGUAUCGUCUUUCAGAUGAUGAUUGAUCCUUCGAUACUUUCAGCACCCUAUGCCUCGUUGAAAAACACGAGUUAUUAUAAGGAUUCUGAACAGGAAAUUCUCUUCUCGAUGAACACAAUCUUUCGUAUUGAUGAUAUCAAACCAUUCGAUACCGAAGACGACAAUUUCUGGCAAGUCGAUUUGAUAUUAACGAAGGACAACGAUCAGCAAUUGAGUGCGUUGACAGAACGAAUCCGCCGAGAAACACAAGAAGAAACACAACACAAAUUUGGAUGGCCAAGACUAGGAAAUUUGCUAAUACGAUUGGGAAAUUUCAAUGCUGCAGAGAAUGUCUACAGUGCGUUAUUAAAACUUACUGUCAACGAUAUCGAACAUGCUUACCUAUGCCAUCAAAUGGGUGUAAUCAAAGAUAAUCAACAAAUUUAUACCGAAGCGAUCAAAUUCUAUAAGAAAUCAUUUGAAAUCUAUCAAAAGAACUUCUCAUCAACCCAUCCUCUACUGGCCAUGUGUUAUAAAAGUAUGGCUGUAACAUACAACAACAUGAAAGAGUAUUCCGACGCGCUGAGAUCACAGCACAAAGCUUUGCAAAUUGAAGAAUACAUUCUCCCGCAGAAUCAUAUCUCGUUAGCGAUAACUCAUAACAAUAUCGGAUUGAUAUUAUACAGCAUGAAGGAGUAUACAACAGCGCUACUAUUUUAUCAACGCGCCCUUGAAAUCGCCGAGAAGAUUCUUCCGAAAACUCACCCAAUGUUUGCGACUUGUUAUAACAACAUUGGCGCAGUGUACAAGAACCUCGGAGAUUAUCGCAAAGCAGUCGAUUUUCAUACGAAAGCUGUGGAAACAAGUAAACGAUCAUUAUGUACAAAUCAUCCUCAUUUUCAAAUGUUCCAAGAUAAUCUCGCGGUUGUAAGCAACCAAUUAAACGAUCAAUGA
This is a messenger RNA of Adineta ricciae, 1914 nucleotides long. The record is from the annotation of a GenBank genome assembly. NCBI's taxonomy places the organism in Eukaryota, Metazoa, Rotifera, Eurotatoria, Adinetida, Adinetidae.